Cladophialophora immunda is the source of this 1755-nucleotide messenger RNA. RefSeq lists its product as uncharacterized. The record is from RefSeq and is a predicted model, not a curated record. The transcript has a single exon. Gene Ontology annotation, molecular function: oxidoreductase activity; pyridoxal phosphate binding; 2 iron, 2 sulfur cluster binding. Bases 1 to 1674 code for a protein of 557 amino acids. Lineage: Eukaryota; Fungi; Ascomycota; Eurotiomycetes; Chaetothyriales; Herpotrichiellaceae.
AUGACGAUAUUCCAAGAUGACAAUCUCGAGGCAGUCAAACUUCUCGAACAGCCAUGGAAAGCCGAGAAGCUGCUUGAAGUCAGGACUGGCAGAGUAAGGCCUGUUUUCGGCAUCCAGGUCCAAUCUGCCAUUUUCAAGAACGUCCGACGAGGUCCCGUCGCGGUCAAUCAGUUGGGAUGUGAAGGCGACCAGCACGCCUUCGAGCUCCAUGGCGGCCCUGACAUGGCCUUACUGCAAUACAGUACACUCCACUAUCGCCGAUGGAAGGAAGAGCUGCCUGACAGCGCCCAUUUGUUUGUCCCAGGCGGAUUCGGUGAAAACCUCGUGGCAGCGCACGCCAACGAACGGAACAUUUGCAUCGGCGAUGUCAUCCAGAUUGGAACGGUGGUUGCGCAGGUGUCGCUGCCUCGCCAGCCAUGCUUCAAAUUGAACCACCGAUUCCAGAUCAAGGACAUGUCUAAACGCUCCCAAGACCUCUUCCGGACCGGAUGGUUGUACCGAAUCCUGAAGGAAGGCAAAGUGCAGGCUGGAGACGAUAUGAUUCUUCUCCGACGACCACAUCCUGAGUGGACGAUAGCCAAAGUUCAAUACUACCUUUACCACGACAUGCGGAAUGAAAUGGCCAUGAGACAACUGAUCCAAAUUAAAGAGCUCGGGCUUGAAGCCCGUACUAUUUUUGAGAAUCGCCUCAAGAAGCAGUACGAGGACCAAGAGAAGCGGCUCACGGGCGGAGAUGCCAUGUUAAUGAAUAUUUGGUCCAGCUACAGACUCGUCAAGAAGCAAAAAGAAACCCCAAGGAUUGUGUCCUUGACAUUCGAGAGAACUGAACCCUCACCAAAUCCCGAAGAAGUUCAUCCAGGGUCACAUGUGCAAGUGAAGCUGGGCGACCGAAAGCUAGUGAGGGCGUAUUCAGUCGUAGCAGGUGAUGCAAAUCGAUUUGAGCUUGCUAUAGCCCUCAGCGAGACUAGCCGUGGAGGAUCACACUUCAUCCACCGAAACUUACACCUGGGCGAUACGUUGUUGUUUGGAAAGAUCACGCCGAGUUUUCCGCUCUCGACUGAGGCUGACGAGCAUGUUUUCAUCGCUGGCGGCAUUGGCCUGACAGCAUUCAUUGCCUCAGCAGCCCGCUGCCAACAAGAGGGGCUUUCGUACCACCUACACUAUCUGGUUCGAAGCUCGCACGACGUUGCUCUGAAGAGAUACCUCAAAUCACUUGGACCCAAUGUCACCAUCUACGAUAAGUCCGCUGGGAAGGCGUUCAACGCCGCGUUGGUGAUGGGAAAGGUGAAGAAUAACACGCACAUCUAUUGUUGCGGCUCUGAUCGACUCCGAAGGGCCAUUGCGGAGGCGGCUCAUUCAAUGAGUGUCUGUUCUGGUCAUCUCCACUUCGAGACCUUCGAGGUCGCGACUUCUGGUGAUCCAUUUGUGGCCGAAUUGGCCGACUCAGGAAGGACGCUGUCUGUGGAGGGAGAGAAAACUCUGCUCGAUGCGCUGCGAGAGGCGGGACUGGAGAUUUCCUCUUCCUGUGAGGCUGGCAAUUGUGGUACUUGUCGUGUUGGUGUCAGAAGUGGCAACGUCAAACACCGAGGAACCGGAUUAGUGGAAGCUGAAAAGUGUUCAGCUAUGCUGAGUUGCGUGUCUAGAGGCAUUGGAACAAUUGUGCUAGAUCUGUAAAGAGAGAAAAGAGGAAAAGGGCUUAGAACACAACUCUGUUGGAGUAUUUUGAAUGAAGCGUGGUAUUUGCUGAAAGUUGGC